Carica papaya (papaya) is the source of this 3985-nucleotide messenger RNA. RefSeq names its product ubiquitin-activating enzyme E1 1-like. Lineage: Eukaryota; Viridiplantae; Streptophyta; Magnoliopsida; Brassicales; Caricaceae. Gene Ontology annotation, cellular component: cytoplasm; nucleus. The record is from RefSeq and is a predicted model, not a curated record. Gene Ontology annotation, biological process: protein ubiquitination; DNA damage response; ubiquitin-dependent protein catabolic process. Gene Ontology annotation, molecular function: thiosulfate-cyanide sulfurtransferase activity; nucleotidyltransferase activity; ubiquitin activating enzyme activity.
UCUCCCUUUGCACUCUCUCUCUCUCUCUCUCUCUGGGUAGUAGUCAUACUACAGCUCCCAAGAAAACCUCGCGAAAAUGGAAAUCAAUAAAAUCGUGUCUUUCUGUCUCUCUCUUCUUUUUGUAUGAAACUCAACCAGCAAACGAGUAUAAAAUUAUAUUUGAGACGAAGUAAACAGAAAAGAGAAUUCACCCUAAAACCCACUUAAUAAAUCUCUCUCUCUCUCUCUGGGAUUCUAUUCUUCUCUUGACUACUGUUGUAAUCGGUACGUUUUCCCAUCUUUGCUUCUCCUUUCUACCAACGAAUCAUGUCGAGGCUAGGGUUAGGGUUUAUGAUUCUGCUGGUGCCGGUACUUAUCGGAUUUUAUCUUCGAAACUACUCUAGUAUUGAUCUGACUGGGUUUUUCACUCUUCGCUUUUCGCUUUUGAUGAUUUCUAUGGGGUUUUUUGGCAUUUUGGGCAGUUUAGUUCACUUUAUGCUUCCUCGGAAGCGAGGAGUUAACAAAGCAUUUCUCGUAGAAGAUAACAACAGCAACAACAACAUCGCAUCUGCCUCGUCCAUCAAGAAGCACCGGAUUGAAAGUUGCAUCUCCUCUUCUGCCACCGGAUCAACGUCUAAUAACUGUCUAGUCGUCGAUAACAGCUACCCCAGCAACGGAAACAGCAAAAACAGUACCCAUAGCAGCAGCGUAGUUGAUACGCAGUCGAUCAUGGCUUUAGGGGACUCGAAUCAUCACGAUAUAGAUGAGGAUCUGCACAGCCGACAGCUCGCCGUGUACGGUCGCGAGACUAUGAGGCGGCUUUUCGCGUCCAAUAUUCUUAUCUCGGGGAUGCAGGGUCUUGGCGCUGAGAUUGCAAAGAACCUUGUUCUUGCCGGUGUCAAGUCUGUGACCUUGCAUGAUGAAGGUGUGGUGGAGUUGUGGGAUCUGUCUAGUAAUUUUGUUUUCUCGGAGGACGAUGUUGGUAAAAAUAGGGCACUUGCAUCUGUUCAGAAGUUACAAGAGCUUAACAAUGCUGUCGUCAUCUCUACUCUGACAACAAAAUUGACCAAAGAACAGCUUUCUGGUUUCCAGGCUGUUGUAUUUACUGAAAUCAAUUUUGAUAAAGCCAUUGAGUUUAAUGACUACUGCCACAGUCACCAACCUCCCAUUGCCUUCAUUAAGGCUGAAGUUAGAGGCCUUUUUGGAUCUGUUUUUUGUGACUUCGGACCUGAGUUUACAGUUUUUGAUGUUGAUGGAGAGGAACCACACACAGGCAUAAUUGCUUCCAUAAGCAAUGACAAUCCAGCACUGAUAUCAUGUGUUGAUGAUGAAAGGCUUGAGUUUCAGGAUGGGGAUCUUGUAGUGUUCUCUGAAGUUCAUGGAAUGACAGAGCUUAAUGAUGGAAAGCCGAGGAAGGUUAAAACUGCAAGGCCGUUUUCCUUCACUCUUGAGGAGGAUACCACAAAUUUUGGUACCUAUAUGAAGGGUGGUAUUGUCACGCAAGUGAAGCAGCCCAAAGUGUUGAAUUUUAAGCCAUUCAGAGAAGCAAUCAAAGAACCAGGUGAUUUCCUUUUGAGUGAUUUCUCAAAGUUUGAUCGCCCACCUCUCCUGCACCUAGCAUUCCAAGCACUGGAUGAAUUUCUGUCUGAAUUGGGUCGCUUCCCAGUUGCUGGUUCAGAAGAGGAUGCAAACAAACUUAUAAUUAUUGCCACUAAAAUUAAUGAGAGCUUGGGUGAUGGGGGGGUAGAAGAUGUUAAUCCUAAAAUUCUGCGCCACUUUGCUUUUGGAGCCAGGGCUGUACUGAACCCCAUGGCUGCUAUGUUUGGUGGUAUCGUGGGUCAAGAGGUUGUCAAAGCAUGCUCGGGGAAAUUCCAUCCUCUUUUCCAGUUCUUUUAUUUCGAUUCAGUGGAGUCACUUCCUACAGAGCCAGUGGAUGCCAGUGAUUUUAGACCAUUAAACAGCCGCUAUGAUGCACAAAUUUCUGUGUUUGGCUCUAAGCUACAGAAGAAGCUGGAAGAUGCUAAAGUAUUCAUGGUAGGAUCUGGUGCACUUGGCUGUGAGUUCUUAAAGAAUAUUGCUUUGAUGGGAGUUUCAUGUCGCAACCAAGGAAAGCUAAUUAUCACCGAUGAUGAUGUAAUUGAGAAGAGUAAUCUUAGUAGGCAGUUUCUCUUUCGUGAUUGGAAUAUAGGGCAGGCAAAAUCCACAGUUGCUGCUUCCGCCGCUUCAUCUAUUAAUCCUCGUCUUCAUGUCGAGGCUUUGCAGAAUCGUGUGGGACCUGAAACUGAGAAUAUAUUUGACGAUACAUUCUGGGAGAAUUUAACAGUUAUAAUUAAUGCAUUAGAUAAUGUCAAUGCCAGGCUAUAUGUUGAUCAGAGAUGCUUAUAUUUCCAGAAGCCACUUCUUGAGUCGGGAACCCUUGGUGCUAAAUGCAACACGCAGAUGGUCAUUCCACACCUGACAGAAAACUAUGGGGCCUCAAGGGAUCCACCUGAGAAACAAGCCCCUAUGUGCACGGUGCAUUCAUUCCCGCACAAUAUUGACCACUGCUUGACCUGGGCUCGAUCAGAAUUUGAGGGUUUGCUUGAGAAAACUCCUGCUGAAGUUAAUGCCUAUCUUUCUAAUCCAGUUGAAUACACAACUGCAAUGGCCAAUGCUGGUGAUGCUCAAGCUAGGGAUAACUUGGAACGCAUUCUUGAGUGUCUUGACAAAGACAAAUGUGAUACAUUCCAGGAUUGUAUGACGUGGGCUAGAUUGAGGUUCGAAGAUUAUUUUGUUAACCGUGUGAAGCAGUUGAUUUUUACAUUUCCUGAAGAUGCUGCAACCAGUACAGGGGCUCCAUUCUGGUCAGCCCCAAAGCGAUUCCCUCAUCCACUUCAGUUCUCAGCUGCUGAUACCAGUCACCUCAAUUUUGUUAUGGCAGCAUCUAUCCUACGGGCAGAGACAUUUGGAAUCCCUGUUCCUGAUUGGGUUAAGCACCCCAAGAGAUUAGUUGAGGCAGUUGAAAAGGUGAUGGUUCCAGAAUUUCAGCCAAAGAAAGGUGUGAAAAUUGUUACUGAUGAGAAGGAUACUAGUCUGACUACUGCAUCGGUGGAUGAUGCAGCAGUUAUCAAUGAAUUAAUCAGGAACUUAGAGCAAUAUAGGCAGAACCUGUCUCCAGAUUUCAGAAUGAAACCCAUUCAGUUUGAAAAGGAUGAUGAUACCAACUACCAUAUGGAUAUGAUAGCUGGUCUUGCCAACAUGAGGGCAAGGAACUAUAGCAUUCCUGAGGUCGAUAAGCUGAAAGCCAAGUUCAUUGCUGGAAGAAUUAUCCCUGCCAUUGCCACUUCAACAGCUAUGGCCACAGGUCUUGUGUGUCUGGAACUGUACAAGGUUUUGGAUGGAGGACACAAACUGGAGGACUAUCGCAACACUUUUGCUAACUUGGCGCUCCCUCUCUUCUCCAUGGCUGAGCCAGUUCCACCAAAGGUGAUCAAGCAUCAAGACAUGAGGUGGACAGUAUGGGACAGAUGGAUCCUGAAAAAUAAUCCCACUCUAAGGGAGCUACUCAGGUGGCUUGAGGACAAGGGAUUGAAUGCCUACAGCAUAUCCUGUGGAAGUUGCCUUCUGUAUAAUAGCAUGUUUCCUCGUCACAGAGAGCGAAUGGACAAGAAGUUGGUUGAUUUAGCUCGGGAAGUGGCCAAGGUAGAUCUGCCUCCAUAUCGUCGCCAUCUGGAUGUUGUAGUUGCGUGUGAGGAUGAGGAGGACAACGACGUAGACAUUCCUCAGAUAUCCAUUUACUUCCGUUGAGGUUUUUUCUCAAAUCUGUUGUAUCCAGUCAGGCUGUGACCCUAGUUCAGAACUCUUUUCAUCAACAAUAGCCUUUACAUCUGGUGGUUACCAAACACUAGAGAAAAUUGUAUUUUCAUCCGCAAAAGUUUCACUUCACUUAUAUGAUUUAAAAGCUGAUUGUAUUUACCCAGUGUUACCAACCUUUGUUUAGCUUAUUCACUCUUUGAUUGCGCUCUUA